GGUAUUUCUGUCCUGCCUUGUCUAAAGCCUUGAAGACAAUGAAGAAGGGAGAAAAAGUCCUCUUGACUGUAAAACCUACAUAUGGAUUUGGAAAAAAUGGCAGGUCAACCACUGGUGAUGAUUGUGAUGUGCCACCAAAUGCUAACCUUGAAAUAAAUCUGGAAUUGGUUUCAUGGAAAACAGUUUCAGACAUUACCAAUGACAAAAAGGUUCUGAAAAAGAUCCUACUGGAGGGCGACGGUUACGAUCGUCCAAGCGACGGCGCAACUGUGCAUUUGAAAUUGAUUGGGAAGCUGCAGGAUGGGACUGUGUUCGAGAAAAAAGGACACAAUGAAGAACCACUGUUUGAGUUCAGGGUAGAUGAAGGUAAAACCAUUUUGCUUCUCUUUUUAUUCAAACUAGUUUCCAUGCAUGUAAGAUGUGUAAAUUGGCUGGGCAGUGCAGGCCAGGGGGUUGUCCCAUGUGGGUCCCUUUUUAUUUUUCUAGAAAAUAGCAAAAAAAUAAAAUAAAAACUAAAACCUGAA
Olea europaea var. sylvestris is the source of this 524-nucleotide messenger RNA. RefSeq names its product 70 kDa peptidyl-prolyl isomerase-like. The transcript is spliced from 3 exons. Gene Ontology annotation, biological process: protein peptidyl-prolyl isomerization. The record is from RefSeq and is a predicted model, not a curated record. Gene Ontology annotation, molecular function: peptidyl-prolyl cis-trans isomerase activity. The annotation marks the transcript as partial. NCBI's taxonomy places the organism in Eukaryota, Viridiplantae, Streptophyta, Magnoliopsida, Lamiales, Oleaceae. Gene Ontology annotation, cellular component: cytoplasm.